AUGCCCGCACGAAAACAUGGUCAGCCAAGCAGGCGUAACAACUACGGAAAAGGUCACGCAUUCACCGACCCCAACCUCAAGCAUGCCCAAGAGAAACCUCGACACGACAGUGUAGCCAACACCGAGACUACUUCCAAGAAAUGGUUCUCACAUAAGCGGGGUGAGCUGGUCGCUCAGAUUCACGACGAUGUCUUUGAGGAUGGACCGCGCUCGCCGAGGGAUGCUGCGGAGAUGGAGUGGUAUGAGACGCUGUUUACUACGGGUAGGAAUAUUGUGGAGGGUUUGGUUGGGUCGGUGAAGAAGGGGUUGGGGAAGUGA
Alternaria incomplexa is the source of this 318-nucleotide messenger RNA. RefSeq lists its product as uncharacterized. The record is from RefSeq and is a predicted model, not a curated record. Lineage: Eukaryota; Fungi; Ascomycota; Dothideomycetes; Pleosporales; Pleosporaceae. The transcript is spliced from 2 exons. Bases 1 to 318 code for a protein of 105 amino acids.